CAUCAUUAGAGAAUUUAGUUUGUACAGUAUGUUGGAGUAAGCUCCCCUCAAUCAAAAUGUCGGAAGGUCUGGAAGCGCAGCUAGCAGUGUUAGCAAACGAAAAUGCUUUUCUGAAGAAAUAUUUUUCACUAAGGAAGAAAUGUGAACAACUACAACAAGCAAAUGAAAAAGUUGUGAACAGAAUUCAGCAUGUGAAGAAGCUCAUUAAAAGAUGGAAGAGAGAACGAAGAUAUCUGGCCAGUAAGUUAGACGAGUACGGUGAUUCUUAUCAGGAGUCACAAGUACCCCUCAUGUGGGAGGAGGAUCAGAUCUUUAAAAGGAUACGACCAACAAAGAAUGGAGGGGAGCUUAUUCCAGAUACCCAGCCACCAAAGGUCAAACAGGAGCGUCCAGUGGCAGACAUUUUAUCUUCAAUAAAUCCAAUCUUGGCUGCCCAUGGAAUGGCGGAAGUUGGAUCCCAUGGUAGUCCGACAGCUACAUCUUCUGGAAAACCCAAGAAGGCAAAGUCUGACAAGGAGAAGGAUCCCAGCGCUCCAAAAAAACCUGCCAAUGCCUUCCUCUUGUUCUGUCAGCAACAGAGGGCGACUGUUCAGGAGGCUUACCUCAAGGUUAAUCCCAAUGAAAAUAAAGAGGAGAUCUCAAACCAUGAACUUACUAAAAGAUUGGCUCACCUGUGGAACAGUCUAAAUCCAGAACAAAAAAGGGUGUUUUAUGAUUUGUACGAGCAGGAGAAGGAAAGAUAUGACCGAGAAGUAAAGGAAUACCAUGAGCGAGAGGGCAGUGCCACAGCUGAGAAAGCUGCAAGUGAGGCGAGUGCUGUUGCCAUGGCUACUGAGGCUCAUAGUGCUGUCAACGCAAUCAUCAUGGACACAUAGAAUCUCAUAUUUGCAAUAUUAUUGAAACUGCACCUGUUUGCAUGCCGUCUUAAAUGGUAUAUCAACAUUAGUUUUUGCUUUAUCUUGCAUAACAAAUUGUGUACAAUAUCAGUACAAGUUUGUAGAUGGUUUAUCCAUUUUGAAUAAUAAAAUUCAACUUAAAUUAUUGCAGCAAUACUGACAUGUAUUAUACCAGCAGCAGAUCUCACUAGAUUUUUUUCUUUAAAACACCCUUCAACAGUAAUGCAACCACAAAAUACUUGUUUGGUUAUAUAUGUAAGAGACACCAAAGUAUUCUAUUUUCCUAGACUUACAAUAAGUCUGGACCUACUGCCACACUUUGUAACAUAUACUUUGCAGACAAUAAGUCUGGACCUACUG
Messenger RNA from Mizuhopecten yessoensis (Yesso scallop), 1256 nucleotides. RefSeq names its product FACT complex subunit SSRP1-like. The coding region runs from base 57 to 875 and encodes 272 amino acids. Gene Ontology annotation, molecular function: transcription cis-regulatory region binding. NCBI's taxonomy places the organism in Eukaryota, Metazoa, Mollusca, Bivalvia, Pectinida, Pectinidae. The record is from RefSeq and is a predicted model, not a curated record. The transcript is spliced from 6 exons.